This is a messenger RNA of Didymosphaeria variabile, 1713 nucleotides long. RefSeq lists its product as uncharacterized. The record is from RefSeq and is a predicted model, not a curated record. NCBI's taxonomy places the organism in Eukaryota, Fungi, Ascomycota, Dothideomycetes, Pleosporales, Didymosphaeriaceae. The transcript has 4 exons. Gene Ontology annotation, molecular function: transmembrane transporter activity. Bases 1 to 1713 code for a protein of 570 amino acids. Gene Ontology annotation, biological process: transmembrane transport.
AUGCGACACGACAAUGAAUUAGACGUUAUCGAGCCUACAAGCCAGGCAGCCCUGGCUCCGCGGUACCAAGAACACGACGCGGCGUCAACUGGAUCAAAGUUGGAGAGGAACAUUACUGCCGUGUCAAAUGAUGGGAGGGAGAGAGGGAAGUGGCAGGUGACUGCCAUUCUAAUCGCACUUUUUCUCUCCCUUUUCGUCGCAGCCCUAGAUGCUACUAUCGUCGCAACAGCCGCUCCUACCAUUUCUGCUGACCUCAACUCCUCCGCUGGCUACACAUGGAUUGGUGCCGCCUAUCUUCUUGCCAAUGCAUCCUCAGGCCCAAUCUGGGCCAAGCUGUCUGAUAUUUGGGGACGAAAGCCGAUUGUUCUAGCAGCGUUAGCAAUCUUCUUCGCAGCUUCAGUGGUUUGUGCGACGGCCAAAACUAUGAUGGCGUUGAUCGUUGGGAGAGCAUUUCAAGGUAUGGCUGGUGGUGGUCUUAUCUUGUUGGUGCAUGUCUGCAUCAGUGACCUGUUCAGUUUAAGGGUGCGCGGACUUAUUAUGGGAUUCACCGAGGGCAUCUGGGCAAUCGCUGGCGGUGUUGGGCCAAUCUUGGGUGGUGUCUUCGCCUCUCUUGUUUCCUGGCGAUGGUGCUUCUACAUCAAUCUUCCCAUCUGCGGUAUCGCUGCCAUCCUUAUCAUCGUUUUCCUUGACAUCCGCCACGAACACACGUCUUUCUUUGACGGUGUGAAGGCAAUCGACUGGACUGGAAUCGUCACCUUCCUGGCCUUUACUCUCAUGGUCCUUCUGGGCCUCAAUUUCGGCGGUGCCAUCUUCCCAUGGGACUCCGCCAAAGUCAUCGCGCUUCUCGUUGUCGGCGGCCUCAUGGUCCUCGCCUUCGUAUACAGUGAAGCUAAGAUCGCAAAGUACCCUUUGAUCCCGAUGGACAUCUUCAAGAACCGGUCCUGCGUCGCCGCCCUCGGAGUCGUCACCUUCCACGGCUUCGUCUUCAUCUCCGGCGAGUAUUACAUGCCUCUCUACCUGCAAAGCGUCCUCGAACUCAACCCUCUGAAAUCCGGACUACUCCUACUACCUUUUAUCGUACCGGGCGCUAUAGCAGGAGUCAUCUGUGGCGUCAUAAUUCACCGCACUGGCCACUUCCGCCCCAUCAUCUGGGUCGGUAGCGUCCUGCUCUGUCUCGGCUUCGGUCUCCUCAUCUCCCUCGACGCUAACGCAUCUAUCGGACCCUUGGUAGGCUUCCUCAUUGUCGCAGGCCUUGGCUCAGGCGUCCUUUUCGAAGCGCCCCUCAUCGCAGUACAAUCGCAAGUCGAGCAGAAAGACGUCGCAACCGCUACUUCCACCCUCUCCUUCAUUCGAAACAUGUCGCUCACCGUCUCGGUUGUCAUCGGCGGGACAAUCUUCCAGAACUCCAUGGAUGCUCGCGCGGGGUUUUUGAAGGCUGCGGGUCUUCCGCAAGAUGCUUUGGAGAAGUUAGCUGGUGAGAGCGCGAUGGCUAAUGUGCAUCUUCCAAGUACCUUCAACAAUAAGGCCUGGGAAAUGGCUGCUAAGGAGGCGUUCGCAUAUGCGACGAGGAAUAUGUGGAUCACGUAUACGGCGUUUGCGGGCCUUGGAGUCGUGGCAAGUGUUUUUGUAGGUAAGGCGCAUCUCAGCACUGAGCAUGUUGAAACUGUCACUGGACUGAGGAGAGAGAAAGUUGCAGAACCCGCAAAUGUGUAG